Molecule: messenger RNA, 3432 nt
Organism: Cordyceps fumosorosea ARSEF 2679
Lineage: Eukaryota; Fungi; Ascomycota; Sordariomycetes; Hypocreales; Cordycipitaceae
Product: alpha-1,3-mannosyltransferase
Exons: 6
Coding region: 1-3432 (1143 amino acids)
Molecular function (GO): monooxygenase activity; heme binding; iron ion binding
Source: RefSeq, a predicted model, not a curated record
AUGCGAGAAUUAUUUGAGCUUACGUGGGCGCAAGUCUUCCGCUACCUCUCGUUUGCCGCUCUCCUGGCCUUGAUCAAAUUCAUCAGCACCUGUAUCUACAAUGUCACGCUCCACCCGCUUGCCAGGAUUCCAGGCUCACGACUGGCUGCAAUGACAAGUCUGUAUGAAUUCUGGUUUGAUGUCGUUUGUGACGGCACCUAUAUAUGGGAAAUCAAGCGUAUGCAUGCGAAAUAUGGCAAGUUGUCCCUCCAUUACUGCUCCGGCGAACCCAUUCUCACGCGUCCAGGACCCAUCAUACGGGUGAAUCCUCGCGAGAUCCACAUCAAAGACUCGGAAUACUACAGCACCAUCUACACGGGAAGUGCACGCAGAGUCGACAAGGACCCCGCAGCCGUUGGUGCCCUCGCCUUGCGGACGGCGGCGGCGGCCACCAUCGAUCAUGACCUCCAUCAUGCCCGGCGAGGAUACCUGAAGCCGUACUUCUCCAAGCGCGCCAUCGCGUGCAUGGAGCAUGCCAUCUAUUCGCACAUUGACAAGCUCUGCCAACGCGCCGCGUCAUUCAUGGAAAACGACGCGGUCAUGGCCCUGGACCCGGCCUUUGCUGCUCUGACCGCGGAUAUCAUCACGGAGCGACUGUACGGCGAGACCCUCCAGUACUUGGACAUACCAGACUUCAGGACGCCCAUUGCCGAGGGUUUCCUUGGCAUCGAUUUGAUGUACCAUUUCACUCGCUUCUUCCCCGGCGUGGUUAAACUUUUCAAGAAGAUGCCGACCGCGAUUGUCCGCAGGAUCUCGCCGGCGGUGGCUGAGCUGCUGGCGCUGCAAGAAGGAAUCAAGCAGAACAUUUUGCAGACUCUCAAGACACAGGAAGGGCGAGACUCUGAUUGCAUCAUCGUGUCCGCCGCUGGUGACUCGGAAAUCCCUGCCGCGGAGCGGCAGAUCGACAGGCUGAUGGACGAGGGCGCGUCGUUGACGAUCGCAGGGACCGAGACUACAGCGCGAGCGUUAAGUGUGGGCAUGUUCCAUCUCCUGAGCGACAAGCGGCACCUGCUCAAACUUCAUGAGGAGCUCCGAUCCUUGCCAUCUCCGCCGAACAGGGAGUACCCCUUUGCCCAACUUGAGCCCUUGCCGUACCUGACUGGUGUCGUCUACGAAAGCUGCCGCCUCUCGUUUGGGCCCAUCAAUAGGUCACCGCGAGUGGCGACUCACGAAUCUCUUCAGUAUGGAGUCUACACCAUUCCCCCAGGAACCCCCGUGAGCCAGUCUACUUACUUCGUGCACACCGAUGAAUCUGUGUUUCCUGAUCCCCUCUCGUUUGACCCCGAUCGCUGGACUCGGGCGGCCAGGGACGGAAUUCCACUGAACCGGUACCUUGCCAAUUUCUCCAAAGGCAGCAGACAGUGUAUCGGAAUCCAGCUUGCCUUCACCGAGUUAUACCUCACAAUCGCCCGGCUUGUCACGUCUUUUGAGAUGGACUUGCACGAAACCACAAAGGAAGACGUGGCAAUCCAUCAUGUUCGUCUCGUGGGCUAUCCCAAGAAGCGCAAGGGUAUGGGAAGCAUACGCGGAGAGGUCAAAGUCCGGAUUAAAAACAGACUCGAAAGCUCACCUUUCAUGACGCCGAUAUUACGCAGUUUCCGGCGCUUGUCGCCUAGCCGCGAGUUUGGCAAGCUUGGGCGGCAACGACGAGCUGUUCGUUGCGUCAAGCUGCUGUUGAUCAGCUUGUUCGCAGGAUGUCUGAUAUUCUUCUAUAUCGACAACGCGAAUCAAAUAACGGAUGCUUCCGACUUUUCUAGGUUCACGCCCAGUGUGGAGGAGCCCGUGACUCCGACUCCAGGAGGGCAUGCUGAUCACGAGAUCGCGUCAGUCGGUUUGCAGGAGCCGCCUCACAGUCAACAACAAACGGAAAAAAUACGAAACACCGACUUUGAACACGCCCUUCGCCGCGUGGAUAGUCUACUUCCCAGCGAAACAGAGGCUCGCGAUCUUCUGCACGACAUCCAAGGAACAGGCGAGGAGAAGCUACGCGAGAUUGGACUUCGCGCUCGCGAAUACAGCCAGUUUUUCCAGGCCUGGGAGCAGCUACAUUUGGUUGAAGACACCGCCAAGUCGACAUUCAUCAGAGCCGACAUGGUUCCGUAUAUGCGUCGAUACUUUUCCACGGGAGUGGACAAGAUGCCCGCUGCUGAAGUUGAGCAGACGAUACGCACGUACGAAAAGUACAAAACUUUCAUGUACAAGUUUGAGAAGUUGAUUGCCGGGUGGACCGCGCCAUAUUUUGCCGACCACAUGACACUGCACUUGAACUUGAAGCAGGGCGGCCGGGGUAUCGUCGUCACCGCGGGCAACACCCAGGCGCCACACUUGAAAACGCUUGUUCAUAGCUUGCGAGAUGUUGGGUGCAACCUGCCUAUCGAGGUCAUGUACUUGGACAACGAUGAUCUUGGCGUCGACGUGCAGGAAGAACUCGCCGGUCUCGAUGGUGUUGUUACCCGCGAGAUUGCCCCAAUGGUCGAUGACAAAGGCUGGAAGUUGGCUGGCUGGGCGGUGAAGCCUUUUGCAAUCUUGUUUUCCAGCUUUCGCGAGGUCAUCUUCGUCGAUGCCGAUAGCCUCUUCUUCCACGACCCCGAGACUUUAUUCGAGGACGAAGACUAUCAGCGAACAGGCGCGCUGUUCUUCAGGGACCGGACACUUUGGAAGGAGUGGAAGCAGGACUGGCUCAAAAAGGUGUUACCCAAGCCCAUCUCGCCGGCGGUUAUUGCGAGCCGGUAUUGGAAAGGGGAGAGCGGACAUAUGCAAGAAUCGGGAGUUGUGGUUGUAGACAAGUGGCGCCAUUUCAUCGCCAUGCUCAUCGUCUGCCGCAUGAACGGCCCUGAGAGAGAUGGAAACAAGGAGAAGGACUUGGUUGGCGUUUACGAUAUGGUUUAUGGUGACAAGGAAACCUUUUGGAUUGGCUGGGAGCUUGUGGGCGACACGGAUUACGCGUUCCAUCGUGGCCGCGUCGCCGUCAUGGGCGUAGCAGAAGACGGUGAAGAGGCGAGGAAGGCUUCCGACAAAGACAAGCCUGACGCCGACGAACUCAAAAGGUCAUCCGGACCAACGGCUGAGACCAACAACAGAGCACCGGCUGCGUACACAGUGUGCGCGCCACAGCUGCUACAUCUAGGCGUCGAUGGAAGUCCGCUAUGGUUUAAUGGCGGUCUUGUGCAAAACAAGUUUCUCGAUAAGAAGGAAUGGGAGUUUGGGAAGUUUCGAGAGUUCGUCGUCGAGCCUGACACAGUGUUGACGUCGACGUGGACAAUGCUAGGCGGUAAUAAGGCCUGCCUGACAGGCGAUGCAGGCCUGAAGCAUUCGUUGAGCGAAAAUGAGGGUAUGAAGCUUCAAAAAAUGAUUGCUCAUGCCAGGAAAUACGUGUUGGGGCAAGCGAGAUGA